Messenger RNA from Rubroshorea leprosula, 3958 nucleotides. The record is from the annotation of a GenBank genome assembly. Lineage: Eukaryota; Viridiplantae; Streptophyta; Magnoliopsida; Malvales; Dipterocarpaceae.
AUACUCUGUUUAAUACGUUGGACAUUUUUUAUUUAUCUUAAAAUUGUGGAUAAGUUAUCAUUGUUUGUUAUGUUUUUUAUUCUGUAUUAAGAAAUAAAUUUAACGGCAUUACUGUUAAACUUUAGGAAAUUCAUCAAUGGACAAAAUUGUUGAGAAAGUUGAGAAUUAUGUAGACCACUACAGAAAACUUGAAGAAGAUCUGAAUGAGUUAGAAAGCGAAUGGCAGGUUCUAAAGAGGAGAAAAACUGACGUUAAUUCAAGAAUACAAGUAGAGGUUCACUCGGGCCAAGUGGUCAAAGAAGAAGUAAAGGGAUGGCUUGAAGAUGUUCGAAAGAUGGAACAAGACAUACAAGAUGUUAAAGAAAGAGCAAUCACAGUUCCAUACUACAAACGUGCUAGUCUUGAUGAAGAUGUGCAUAAAAAAAUUGAAGAGGUGAAGAGGAUUCAAGAGAGGGGCAAUUUCAAAGGAGGCCUUGGGAUUGAGAGAGCUCCAGCUUGUGGAAUUGAAAUUCCAACAGAAAACUUAGAGGGUGAAAUUUCUACUAAAGAUGAAAUUUGGGAGCACUUGAUGGGCAAUAAAGUUGGAAUGAUUGGGGUUUGUGGUAUUGGUGGCGUCGGUAAGACUACAAUCAUGAAGCAUGUUAACAAUGAUUUGUUGACAGGGAGUAGAUUCCAGAAAGUGAUUUGGGUUACUGUAUCAUAUCCUCUCAAUGUUUUUGAAUUACAAAAGAAGAUUGCUGGUAAAAUGAAAGAAACACUUCCAGAAGAUGAAGAGGUGAUGAUGCGAGCAGCAGCACUAAUGGAAAUAAUGAGAAGAGUGAGAUUUGUGUUGAUAUUAGAUGAUGUAUGGGAAAGGUUCACUCUCAGCGAUGUUGGAAUUCCGGAACCGACGGUGCAAAAUGGGUGCAAAGUAAUUAUUACUAGUAGAUCGACAGACGUAUGCAGUUAUUUAGAUUGUAAGAUUGUCAAAGUGCAACCUCUUUCACAAGAGGAGUCUCUAACUCUAUUCCUCAAUCAGGUUGGGCAUGAUGUUUUACAAAUUUCUGGGCUGGAAAAAAUCUUGCAGAUUAUUGUGAAGGAGUGUGCUGGUUUACCACUCGCUAUUGUUGUGAUAGCAGGGAGCAUGAAAGGAGUGGAUGAUAUUAAGGUGUGGAGAAAUGCACUGACUGAAUUACAAGAAUGUGUUAAGAGUGUGAAAGGUUCAGAAGACGAGAUAUUUAUGCGGUUAAAAUUUAGUUUUGAUCGUUUGCCUGAUGAGAAAAUCAAGAAUUGUUUUCUUUAUUGCUCUUUGUUUCGCGAAGAUUAUUCAUUUCAAAGGGAGGAAUUGAUAGAAGGUUGGAUUGAUGAAGGACUAAUGGAUGGAUUGAGAAGCAGGGAAGCAGCUUAUGACAAGGGCCAUGCCUUUUUAGAUGUUCUUGAAAAGAAUAGCUUGUUAGAGAAACAUUUCGAGACGUCAAUUAAGAUGCAUGAUGUUGUGAGAGACAUGGCUAUUAGAAGCAUUGGUCCUGGAGUUGGAUAUAUGGUAAAAACUGGUAUGAAAUUGACAAAUGUACCAAAUGAACAUGAGUGGGCUAGAGAUCUUAAUAAGGUAUCUCUAACGGCAAAUGACAUUUCAAAAAUUUCGAUUGGAUUGCCUCCAAAGUGUCCAACAUUGUCAACUUUGAUAUUAUCCAACAAUCCUUUGAAAGAGAUUCCAGAAUCUUUUUUUGAGGAUAUGAGUCAACUCAAGGUUCUUGAUCUUUCUAGAACUCGUGUUAAAACUUUACCUAGUUCCAUCUCUAAGCUGAAGUAUCUCUCUGCAUUGCGGUUAAAGGGGUGCGAAAAGUUAAAGUGCUUGCCUUCCUUGGAGAAGCUUGUGGCACUGAAGAAGUUAGAUCUGGAAUGGGUAGGAAUUGAGGUGGUCCCUCAAGGCAUGGAGAUGUUAGUAGGUCUUGAAUAUCUUAAUUUAUGGUCUACAAAAUUGAAAGAGUUUCCAACAGGAAUAUUGUCUAAAUUAUCUAGUCUCCAGUAUUUGGUGGUAACAAACAUAAGGGGAACAAACCAAGGGGGACCUAUUGUAAUGAUAAACUCAGAAGAGGUUGCUAAAUUGAGAAAGUUGGAGAUUAUGCAAUGUAAUGUUGAAGACAUGCAAGACUUCAAUUAUCUUAUGAGGGAGUUUAAAAAUUUUCAGAGUUUUAUUGUUUACGAGCUUCGUGUGGGAACAAAAAUGGACCUUGGUAUGGAUUAUUAUAAUCCUAAACAUAAAUGUGUACUUAUAAUUAGUGAGUGUGACAUUAGAGAAGAAUGUAUAGUGCUUCCAGAUAAACUUAGGCAUUUGCGGAUCCAUAAAUGUAAAAACCUCAGAAGCAGCUUCAACAAGACAGCUUUGUUAGAGAAUGCAACCGAGUUGGGUGGUUGUAUUAUUAGUGAUUGUGAAGAGACAGAGUACGUGGUUGAGUUGGAUUCAUCCUUUUCCUCAUCGUGUAAACCAGUACUUGAUAAGCUUGAAAAGCUGUGUCUUUGGGAUUUGCCUAGGUUGUGGGCACUCGUGAGAGUGGAAGGAGUAGCAACACCGCCACGUGUCUUUUCCAAUCUUAAGACACUUUAUAUAAGGAAAUGUUCAGGAAUGAGGAAGUUGCUUCCACUUGAGCUACUGCAGGCCUUCCAAAACUUAGAGAUGAUUGAAGUUGAUGGCUGUGAACAAAUGGAGGAGAUAAUAGCCUCAUCAGAUUCAGAUGCAUCAUCGGAUAAAUUCAGUUUCACUUUUCCGAAAUUAAGUCACUUGAAGUUGCAGUGGUUACCCCAAUUGAAGAGCAUCUGUAAUGCCAAAGGAGUUAUGGUUUGCGAUUCUAUUAAAUCCAUUUUGAUAAGGAAAUGUCCUGAGUUAAAGAGGAUCCCUGUGCAGCUUCACCUGCUUGAUAAUGGCCAACCAUCUCCUCCUCAUCUCAAAGAAAUCUACAUUAAUGAAGAGGACAAAGAAUGGUGGGAAUCAGUGGAGUGGGAUCAUCCUAACGCUAAGAACAUACUCCAACCCUUUCUUCAAAUAUUAUGGUGAGAAAACCAUAGACCAGUAGAUGUGUGUAAAUAAUAAGUCACGUGCAACCCCAAUAACACGUGGCAGUAAAAGCCUUUCAUAUACAACACAUGACGGGAGAGCUGAUGUUGGAGGUGGUAUUUUGGAAGAGAUGAGAUUGAGAUGCAUCCACCCUCUGCUGUUAUGUCUCAUCAACUCCAACGAUGGUCUCUUAUCAAGCAAAGGCAACUUCUCUUGGUGGAGCAGCAAAGCAAAAGAAAAAUGAGACUCAGGUAGGGCCAGAUUUGAUUGACGAUAUUCUUGUUUUUGUUUCAAUUUAUGUCUUUUAUUUAUUGGAUGGAUUUGGUUUUGUGCGAUUUCAUUUGGUAAUUUGUUUUGUGUUGUAAUUAAGUUGUCAAGCAUGUUGUGUUAUGGGAUUUUUACUCUAUUUGAUUGAUAUAAUGUGACUCUCUUAUCAAUUUGAAAUGUAAUUUUUGUAAUUCCUUUUGUGUUUGAUAUAUUUUUGUAAUUUCAAAUUCCCUUUGCUUUGCUGACUUGAGCAUUGAAUUGAAGCACACUCUGGCAGCCCUUCAUCGUCGGCCUUGUUUCACUUUUUGAACGGUAAAGAGUGUUCGAUUUAGGAAUCAUCAAAACAGAAAAGGCAGGGCAUGGUGGAAGAUUAUAGCUUUAAAAUAAUUGCUCAGCUCUCAUGAAUUCCUGGUAAGUAUAUUUUGACUUGUUUACUGCAUUUCAUUCUCUUCAUUUUUUCUUUUGCUUGUUCCCUAGAGUUUUAUUGGUUGGUUAUUUGAUGGUAAUUGUAUUAAGUAGGCCAAAUUUUUCAAAAAGUAAGUUUAGCAGAAUUGUGGAUGAUAAGAUUGGUUAAUAUCUAUGGAUGAGACACCAUUUUUCUUUUAUUAUUCCAUUUCACUUUCUUCAUUUUUUUUCUUAAUUUUGGGUUUUAUUGCA